Molecule: messenger RNA, 1921 nt
Organism: Botrytis porri
Lineage: Eukaryota; Fungi; Ascomycota; Leotiomycetes; Helotiales; Sclerotiniaceae
Exons: 3
Coding region: 443-1921 (492 amino acids)
Source: RefSeq, a predicted model, not a curated record
UUCGGGCAAAGAUAGAGUAUUUUGGAGGGUCUGCUUGUCUUCUUUCGGUCCUUCCGCUUGCCAAUUGCGGUCUACGUACCUGUUGGAGAAGAUUCAUAUCUAUCUCGAUAUUUCCUCAUGGUACUCUUUUUUUGUGCUCGCUUUUUACGCUUUUGCACAGUACCUCACUGCAUCCUUUUCUCAAUUUUUUUUUGUUUGUUGUUGCUUAAUUCAGAAAUGCUUCGAAUAAUAUUCUCAACAGUGGGCAGGUGAAAUUGGACAGACAGCGCGAAAUCUAGUGAUCGAAUCGACUGAUGAACGACAAGAAGCAUCCAUCCGUUCCAUUUUGAUUAUUUCCUCAGCUCCUUUCAGUCAGAGGGUAUUCAGCAAACGGUUGUACAUAAUAAGAAACCCCUCAGGAGAAUUCGGAAAUAUAUAUAUAUAUAUAUAUAUAAUAGACACGAUGGACGCACAAGCCGCCGCAGCACAAUUUCCACCCGGAUAUCUGGAAAAUUAUAACGGACACAAACUCGUCGUUACGUGUAUCGCUUGUAUUACCUUGAAUAUAUUCUUCGUCUUUGCGAGAUUUGUUUCCAGGUGGCUUCAUAACACACCGCGGGGUUGGGAUGAUUUUCUCAUGGUGCCAGCCUUAAUAUUUUCCGUGUUGCUUGCUGCUCAGGGUCUCGUCGGAAUAAAUUACUGCGGAGUAGGCCACCAUAUUGAAGCUAUUGAACUGAGCGCUCCCUCCAAACUCCUCGCCCUCUACAAACUCUUAAUGUUCUUCCCCGCCACCUACGCCAUCGCCGUCACCUUUCCCAAACUCUCCAUCCUCGCCAUGUAUCUCCGUAUCUUCACGGUUCCAUUUUACCGCAUGAUAACCUACUUUGUGAUCUACAUCCUCGUCAUAUCAUCCACUAUUUUAUUCAUGAUGAUGCUCUUCCAAUGCACGCCUGUUGAUUAUUUCUGGGACAAAACGAUUGUGGGAGGAAAAUGUCAUUUUGAUAUCGAAAAGCUAUUUUUAUAUGCUAGUUUACCGAAUAUUAUAACCGAUAUCGUUAUGUUACUAUUACCAUUACCCUUUAUUUUCAGACUCAACAUGACAAGAAAGGUGAAGAUCGGAUUGGGCGUUACCAUACUCACCGGAUCAAGCGGUCUCGCGACAUCUAUUCUCCGUUUCGUCUCUUUCGCGCAUCAAUCCUUAUUCCCAGAUACUCCCCGCGCAGCCGUCGAUCUCGCCUUAUACACUAUCCUCGAAACGAGCAUGUACAUAAUUGCCGCAUGUCUCCCCGCCUGUCGACCCCUCUUCAACAUAAUAUUGCACCCCUCGCGAAACAUGCCACAAGACCAAAAAGACGGUCUAAAUUCCCCCAGAGAGCACGCCCGAACUCUACACGACGAUAUCGAGCUCCAGCAAACCAGCGAGACCAGCAGCGGUAGCGAAAACGGAAACGGAAACGGAAACGGAAACGGAAACGGAAGUACAGGAGGACGCUACCACGGCAUCGGCGACGGCUUCCGAGGUAUGCAGGGUCGAUUCAAGCGACUAGGCUCCGACGCCGGUUUAUUUCUCGGACGGAGAGAUGUUUCUCCUCCGCCCCCCUCACCUCAACCAUACCCGCACUCCCAAUCUUCCUCGGGCCCCUCUCACUCCCCCCAAACCCAAGAGCGCGAUCCGGACCGUCAAUUUUCAGAGCAGGCAGAGGGACGUUUCGGGCUCGGUCUCUCAAAAUUCCGGUCUCCGUCUCGGGAGCGAAGCUUCAAAGCUCCCGUUUUCAAACAACCAUUUCGGGCGCCCGAGCGUGUGCACAUAGCGAAUAUGCAUGUGGGACACAUGCAGAUGAGUCCCGAGGAGGAUAAAGAGCGUCAAGGGGGACAAACGAGAGAUGGGAUUCGGGUCAAACAGGAGUUUGAUGUAUAUUAUGAUCGGCCGCCUGUACGAUAA